AUGCCUUUACUGGACGAAAAGUACACCACGGAACCGGAGGAAGCUGUCUUAUUGGAGCCUUCCAAGAAUGGGCGGUGCUGGACUGAGCUCAAGAGUAUAGGGAUGCUCAAGUGGGGCAAAAGGAAGAAAGCUCAGAUCCUGAGAAACGAUGAGGUGGAAGAUAUGAAGCUAGAUCAGUCGUCACGUGAGGAGAUGACGGAGACACGGAAGCGAAAGCGAGCAGUUGCUAGCUGUGGUGAGAAGACGACGAAGAAGAAGAAAAAGACGAAGGACUUGAGUUAUAGAUGGUCGAAAGAGAGGUAUAAAAUGGCGGAGAUCAACAUGUUGAAGGUAUUGAAGGAGAAAGAAGCCGUGUUCGGGAAACCGAUAUUGAGGCCGGCGUUGAGAGCGGAGGCGAGGAAAUUGAUUGGCGAUACCGGUCUGUUGGAUCAUUUGCUGAAACACAUGGCCGGGAAGGUGGCGCCAGGGGGAAAAGAGAGGUUUCGCAGGAGGCAUAACGCCGACGGAGCAAUGGAGUACUAUUUGGAGAGCGUUGAUUUGGUUAAUAUUAGGAAAGCGGCCGGUGUUGACGAUCCUUAUUGGAUUCCGCCGCCGGGGUGGAGCAUCGGCGAUAAUCCAACUCAGGAUCCUGUUUGUGCUAUGGAGUUCAAGCGGCUCAAGAAAGCCAUGGCCAAAAUGGAAAGGGACAUGCAGGAGCUCUUGUUAAAGAAGCAAGACGAUGACAUGGCAGUUGUGAAUACUCCAAGUUCUUGUGUUACCAGUCAGAACUUCGAUCAUGAUAAUUUCUUGCUUCCAUUGAAGGAGAUGUAUGCGGAUUUGAUGAAUAAGAAAGCUAAAAUUGAAGAACAAAUGAUGGAAGUUUCACAUUCUCUAUGUGGAAUGGAGGUCCUCAUAGAGAAGCUGAAAUCAUCACUGGAGGAGCCAAAUAAAGUAGAACUGCAUGUGGGAUCAACAAUGCCAUCAUCAUCCUCAGGAAAUGAGAAGAAGACAAAAGAAGAGGAGCCGAAAAUGAAAGAACAAAUGGGAAAUGUGUCGAAUGAAAAACAAGAAAAUGACAAGACAGCUACAGUACCACCUGCAGAUACAGCAAAAAGGACAAAGCCAGAAGACAAAGCCGCAAAAAUAGAAAGGCUAAAGAGCGGCUUCAGGAUAUGCAGGCCCCAGGGGAGCUUUCUGUGGCCAGACAUGGCAAUGUCUCCCGAUCAGGCUAAAGAUGUGGUCCCUCUUGAAGAUCUCUUUAUGGUUCCAACACCUCCCUCAGUCUCCUCGUCCUCCAACUCACCACCACGCCUACUUCCAUCUCCCGGCCUGCCUAAUUUGGGAAACCAUUCAAUAUCCCUUGUCAAGCCACUGCCUGAGAGGCGCCCCAUUGCUGUCACUUUGACUAAUCAUCCUCUUCCUCCUGAAACCACCGCCACCCAGUUUGUGAAAAACACCACUACUACUGCGGAUGUUGCCAUUUCUAGCAGCACCAAAACCUCUCUUAUUAACCUCAAUGUCAUUCCCAACAACCAAAAUGAGACCACCACCACUGAUGCUUCAUGUUUGCAACAUGAAAAGCAAGAGAGUGGCAUGAGGCAAAAUCUGGAAGGUGAAGGAAAGGAAAUGCUAAUGGAGUAUGAGCAGAAGAGAAGGGGAUUCUCCUCAGCUUCAUCUUCUUGUUUGUCCAAGCCACUUGGGACUUGGGAAGAGAAUGAUAAUUUGUCUAGUACCUACAGUCAACAUGCUUUGCAAGAUGGAAGAAAAGAGAGGGAAAGAAGAGCAACCACUGGCGGCCAAGAAGAGGGCCACUGGGGGCAGCACAAAGAGCAGGAGAAGGAGCAGCAAUGGCUGCUAUAUUCUUGUCGGAAAAUGCAGAAUUCUUGUGUGCAUUUUUGGCUUGUUGCAUCUGCUGGAUAUAUUCAAUCCGGUGUUUGGAAGAAACUGGAAAUUCUUGAAGAAGGUGAGAAUUCUUUGAAGGAUAAGCGGUCAUGGCCUAUCUUGUUUGGAAUAGCAUUAAACCAAUGA
Mangifera indica (mango) is the source of this 2007-nucleotide messenger RNA. Its product is annotated as protein DYAD-like. The coding region runs from base 1 to 2007 and encodes 668 amino acids. The transcript is spliced from 9 exons. Gene Ontology annotation, biological process: meiotic sister chromatid cohesion; meiotic cell cycle; reciprocal meiotic recombination. Lineage: Eukaryota; Viridiplantae; Streptophyta; Magnoliopsida; Sapindales; Anacardiaceae. The record is from RefSeq and is a predicted model, not a curated record.